AUAUUUUCUAUUCUCUCUCUCUCUCUCUCUCUCUCUCUCUCUCAUCAUCCCUUCCAACUCUUAUCAUUUUCUCCCUCAUUUUCAAAGCCCCAUAUAUCCUUGAAUAUCUAUAAAAAGCCCCCACCCUUCUUUAUCCUCUUCGUAAUAAGCCAAAACCCUCUUUCUCUCUCUCAAUCUGUUUACAUCUUCAACUAAACCACACUUCUUAGAUCAAAAGCUACCUCUGUUGUUUUGUGUUGGAAUCAAUCAAUUAACACAUAUUCAAAGUGGGUGUAGCUCAUGGAAGUGAAAGGAAGGGUUAUAAGCAACUCCAACACCAUCAUCCAAAGCGAGGAUGAGAUGGACCUUCGAAGAGGCCCUUGGACCGUUGAUGAGGACCUUGCCCUUAUCAAUUACAUUGCCAAUCAUGGAGAAGGUCGAUGGAACUCCCUUGCCCGUUCUGCUGGACUCAAACGAACUGGGAAGAGUUGCAGAUUGAGAUGGUUAAAUUAUUUGCGUCCCGAUGUUCGACGUGGCAACAUAACACUUGAAGAACAACUUUUAAUUCUCGAGCUUCAUGGUCGCUGGGGAAACCGAUGGUCCAAAAUUGCUCAAUAUUUACCGGGAAGAACCGACAAUGAGAUCAAGAACUAUUGGAGAACCCGUGUCCAAAAGCAUGCCAAACAACUCAAAUGUGACGUGAAUAGCAAGCAAUUCAAGGAUGCCAUGCGCUACCUUUGGAUGCCAAGGCUUGUGGAGCGCAUUCAAGCCGCCGCAGCUGCCGCCGCAGCUGCCACCGCUGCUACUACUGCUGGUUCGCCGGCCUUAUCUGCUAGUGCCGCCGCCACCGUCACCACUACCAACAAUACCACAUAUAGGUACAACUACGACAACAACCUUAACAACAAUUUUGAGGUUCACAGUGGGAACAUGAUGCCAAGUCCAGCAAUUAUGAACAACUUUGGAGGUUCACAAAUUACACAAAGUUACACUCCAGAGAAUAGUAGCACGGGGACAGUUGCAUCAUCAGACUCGUUUGGGACUCACGUUUCACCUGUCUCGGAUUUGACUCAAGAUUAUUACAAUGUCCCAGUUGGUAACAAUAACAAUAACCCUAAUCCUGAUUAUUACCAACAAGCUCAUGAUCAACUCAGCUUUUUGGAUUGCAUCACAAGCCCAUCAGGGUUGUUCCUUCAGGAGCUGGAUUUCCAAUCCAUGGAACCAAACACCCCGUGGAUUCAGGGCGAGGACACAUCCAACAAUUUCUGGAAUGUCGAGAACAUGUUGCUCUUUCAGCAACUCAGUGACAGCAUGUGAAACAUUCGCAGGAGAAUCAAUGGUGGCCGGGGAAUUUUAGAGGAGAGAGAAACAAAAUGGAAAGGAAGGGUGAAAUUGUGAAAAAAUUACAGAUGAAAAAAAUUAUGAACUAGUAAAAUGAUCAAAUAGAAUAAAUUCACAUAUAGGACACACGUAGGAUCCACGAUGGACAGAGAUUUUAAACUAAUUAAGGAAUAUAAGGGAAAAUAGAAGGAAAAUGUGAAUUACUUUUCAGUUUAAUUUGUAGGUUUCUAUUUUUGUUCUAUAAUUUUCCUUAUUUUAGAGAGGGUGUGGGGAAAUAUUUGUAAUUUGAGUUUUCUUUUAUAUAAUAUUUGAUUCUUUGAAAGUAUUACAUGUUGAUUCCCAUCUUAAUUCC
Abrus precatorius (Indian licorice) is the source of this 1672-nucleotide messenger RNA. Its product is annotated as transcription factor MYB108-like. NCBI's taxonomy places the organism in Eukaryota, Viridiplantae, Streptophyta, Magnoliopsida, Fabales, Fabaceae. Bases 280 to 1296 code for a protein of 338 amino acids. The record is from RefSeq and is a predicted model, not a curated record. Gene Ontology annotation, cellular component: nucleus. Gene Ontology annotation, biological process: regulation of DNA-templated transcription. The transcript is spliced from 3 exons. Gene Ontology annotation, molecular function: sequence-specific DNA binding; DNA-binding transcription factor activity.